AUGCCUCUUAAACUGCGCGGCUCGCUCUCUAAGAGCUGGCCGCGUGCUGGGGACAAAACUGCAGCCUAUUACUGCCCAUCCUGCGCAACACGGAGACGGACCCUGUCCACGCGUCGGAACGGCAUCGUUUCUUCCCGGCUAGAAGCUAACCAUCUCUCUUUUCCCUCCUCUCGUCCUAUCACUACAUCGUCUGUGAUCCACGCCCGACAUGUGCCACCGCGGUUGAGAGAGCUGUAUGAGGCCCUGAAUAAGAUCCAGGGUGUGGCUACGGAGCAGGUGAAUGUCAGCCGGUUGCAGCUAGCUUUGCGCGGAUUGGAGAGUGAAACACCCAUAAUCCGUGUUGCUGUUCUCGGUCUUAAUGAUGCGAUUGCCGCGCGCAAGCUUGUUCGCUUGUUACUCGCCGAUCCAUUAAAUACAAGAGAGAGUUGGGAGGAUGCAUUGGAUGCCUACGAUUCUGAUUCUACACAGGGCUUGCUAAUUCGAUACGGCGAAGUAUCAGAGUCCAUUCCGAACAACCUUCUCCCUACUAUAUCUGUGCCCUCCCCCAUCCUUAAGAAAGGCAAUCUCGAAAUCCUAGUGUCUACCUUGGGUGCUGAGACAGAGUUAUCAGAUGCGCAUUUCACGGCAGAUACAUUCCUUGUCCCUACAGUGACGAUCCCGACUUCACAUUCCGGCCGCCAUAAUGCCGUACGAUACCCAGUCCACAGAACGGUUGUUUGCGGCCGCGGGGUGGACGGAUUGGUGGCGUACAAUGGUUUGGUCUCUCGCGCAGACCUGAAGAAAGAGACAAGCUCAGUUUAUGGGGCUAUCGAUUUGGCAGUUACCGCCCCACAGAAAAGUAAUGACCGAAUCGCGUUCGUGGACAUCGACCGAGCGGACGAAGCCCUCGAGAAGUUCCGCGAAUCCGUGCAGAAUGCCUCUCUUUAUGAGCGUGGUUGGAAUGGAAGUGGCGUACAGACUGUUCAAGAUUGGCUGUCGUCGUUGCGGGCGGAGGGGGCUCUCGACCCCUCCCUCAAGUCUCUAAUCACAUCCCUGAUUGACGCCGCAGAGACUGGAGUUGCUGCCGAUGAGAACAGGUUAUUACAGGAUCAAAAAGCAGUCACACUUUCAGACGAGGUCCGGGAGAACCUAGACCGUUCGGUGUCUGAAUGGGCCGAGAGGGGACAUACAGAACUGCGUGGCUCACUCGAGGAAGGGUUUGCGACGAAGAAAUGGAAGGGCCUUGCCUGGUGGAAGCUCUUCUGGCAUGUGGACGACGUAGGCAUGAUCACGUCAGAGAUUCUGGAAAAGAACUAUCUGCCGCGUGCAGAGAAAGAAGUGAUCUGGACUGCGGGAAGAUUCAACCAGGCCGGCCUUGGGAUGCAGUUCAAGGCCGCCUCUCAACGAGCGGAACAACCUUCUGACGACAGCGAUAAACCUGAAUCCGAUGAACUGUGGCCGACUCAGAUAACCACGAGUCGCAACCGGCUACUAGACACGACGGUACCCUCCCUGCAGGCAAUGGCGCAGAGGCUAGUUCUUUUCAGCAUGUCAACCACUACCUUGACAUCCGCUCUGUCGGCACUGACAUAUGUCUCCGUCCCGACAGCGUCGGUGUACGAGACCGGCACAAUCGUCGCAGUUGGGUUAAUCUACGCCCUACGACGGCAACAAAAGCAGUGGGAAUCUGCCCGCACUUUCUUUGAAGACGAAGUCCGGGAGGAGGGCCGGGCAGCAUUGAUUAAGACGGAGGAGCACCUGCACACCGUCGUGCAAGAAGGUGGACCAUGGAACGAGGACGUCGGCGAAACUGAGGCCAGGAAGACAAUCGAUCGGGCAAGAAAAGCCCUGGAGCAGGUGGACUAG
Molecule: messenger RNA, 1845 nt
Organism: Aspergillus bombycis
Lineage: Eukaryota; Fungi; Ascomycota; Eurotiomycetes; Eurotiales; Aspergillaceae
Exons: 3
Coding region: 1-1845 (614 amino acids)
Source: RefSeq, a predicted model, not a curated record